UCUCUCUCUGUAGAAGAAUUAAAGCAUAAUUCCUAUUUUGAGCAAUCGUCAGAAAUAAUUUGCAAGAGAACAAACUUGAAACCCUGUAACUUACAUCGAGAAGCCUGUGUUUUCCCGCACACGAACCAAUCACUCCUUCGUAAAGUGGCGGGACGGACAUCCUUGUCAAAAGUUGUUUACAUUUUGCUAGCCGAGUGUUUCGUAGUGUUGCUACCGAUGUCAGCUGAAAUUUGCCAUGAGAUUUUCUCAGACGUUUAGGACAAGUGGGUGGCAUUGUCAAUUGUCAACUAAUGGAGGAUUCAUUGCUAGCGCACACCAACAUCAGCUCGUAGUUAGAAGAUCAGAAACCGGCGAAAUUGUUCAGUCCUUUACGUGUGAUGACGCUAUUGAGAAAAUUGCAUGGUCUCCGGAUUCUGAAUACUUGCUGUGUGCACUCUACAAAAGAUGCAGAGUGCAGAUAUUUUCCCUUACUGAUUGUGACUGGAGGUGCAGAGUAACAGAAGGCACGAGUGGUCUCAUAGAUGCUUUAUGGUGUCCUGAUAGCAGACACAUUCUGACCAUAGGUGAAUUCUAUGCAUGUGUCAGCAUCUGGUCACUUGUAAACUGUUCUGUCUUAUAUAUACACAAUCUAAAGUCGACAGCCUCUCCUGCUUUGUCGUUUAGUCCUGAUGGCAGUUACCUAGCAGUGAUAGAAGACCAUGGGUCCACAAGCAAGAUUUCAUUCUUUGACCCGACAGCCUGGAAACUGAUUAAGCAUGUCUCGUGCGAUGACUUUCUGGGUGUUGGCGGAAUGUCUUGGUCCCCUAAUGGCUCAACAUUAUGUUUGUGGGACAACGAGCUCCACCAGUGUUCUGUAAAACUGUUUUGCAUGGAAACUGGGUCAUGGAUAGGCCAAUAUAAGCACAAUUGUCUUGGUGCCAAAGUAGUUGCAUGGUCACCAUCAGGACAGCUUCUUGCCAUUGGCUGCUGGGAUGGCACUGUGCUGCUAUUGAAUUAUAUAACAUGGGAACCUCUUGUGGUGAUCAAACAUAGCAACGAGCUGAGUGACUCAGACUGCACCAUUUACAGACAACCAGUAGAUAAGGAGAAAACUGACAUCAGCUAUAGCACUGAAGUAGUAAAAUAUCGCCCAGUGACAGUGAUACCAUUGGCCUGGGACAAGGGAGGUGACAGCUGGAAAAACCGGGGUGUCGGUGUGUUGAACUUCAGUAGCUGUGGCUCGUGGCUGGUGACACGCGAUGACAGCAUGCCUGCUCUUGCAUGGGUCUGGGAUUUGAAUGGCUGCCUUGUCAGUGCUGUCAUCCACAAUGAGCCCAUUACAGGUAUGAUCUGGGAUCCACAGAAAGCAUGUUUGCUAUCAACUACUAACACUUCUACCAUCACCAUUCUAAAUGUCACUAAAGGAGCAAAAUGCAUGACAGUACCCAAUGGAUCAGCUCUUGGUGAAGUUUUAGUGAAGAGGAUAUUGUGUGACCCAUUUGGGCGGUAUGCUGUCCUUGUAGGUAGAACUCGAUUUGUCAUUCUCUAUUCAAAGUAAAUCUUCAAGACACUUGGAGAUGCCUUUGUACUGAGGACUGUUUUGAUUGAAGUGUUAAAGUUCUAUUGAUUAUCUGCAUCAUUUGGACAAUAGAUGGCUUUUGAUAUUCGUGUUGUCAGAGAUUUUAUUUUACUGAAACAUUGCUUGUUCAGUUUCAGUUGUUUAGUAAAGUGAUACUGUUAUUGAUUAAUCUACUUAGUUUUAUGUACCGGUAUAUCUAGCUUGCAUAUUUUGGCUUGUUCAUGCCUGUUUAAAAGAUACUGCAUUAUAUUUGUAAAGCAGAAUAGGAAUGUAUGAAUCACUUCAACACAUAUAAGUUGUUUAUGUUGAGUCAUUGUUGUACGUAUUUUUUCUCCAUGAAUCAUGAAACAGAUGGUAUUUAUAAAGUUCUGUACAUGUAACAGCAGUAUUGCAAUAACUGUACUCUUUUUUUUAAAUAAAAAUUUAAUAAGGAAAUUGAUACAUCCUGUAUUUAAUGUUAGAUUACAGUACAGAUGCUACCCCUUUUGUACAUAAUCUCUGAUUCAUAACAUAAACAGUAUUGUGCUACUAAAGUUGCCACUUAAAAUUAUUUGAAAGAAUACAAAUGUUUUUCAGUUUUAUUCUCUCUAAAAAGUUGGUAGGACUAUAUUUCAUUUUUGUUUGUAAUCAAGUACUUCAUCUUACCCAUCCUUUUUAUGUGCCAUUCGUUGCUAAUCUUAGUUAUAUUUUUUAGUUAUAUCUAACAAAUGUACACAAUUACAUUUUUUCAGAGUAUUUUUAACAUCAAAUUUUAGUGUUCUAUAUUUUUGUUUACGUGUAGUCAUUGUGGUUAAUGGUGGUACAUUGGUGCAUUUGAAAUGAUGAUAUUUUUGUGAUGCACUUUUGGUAAUAAGUUCCUACAACUUUAAAUUACAUCACUGAU
Messenger RNA from Schistocerca cancellata (South American locust), 2441 nucleotides. RefSeq names its product WD repeat-containing protein WRAP73-like. The transcript has 7 exons. Gene Ontology annotation, cellular component: microtubule organizing center; mitotic spindle; MWP complex. The record is from RefSeq and is a predicted model, not a curated record. Gene Ontology annotation, molecular function: protein binding. Gene Ontology annotation, biological process: protein localization to mitotic spindle pole body; mitotic sister chromatid segregation; microtubule anchoring at mitotic spindle pole body. Bases 236 to 1537 code for a protein of 433 amino acids. Lineage: Eukaryota; Metazoa; Arthropoda; Insecta; Orthoptera; Acrididae.